GUGUUGGCCCAGGGUUUUGUCAGUUCAUGGGUCGAUGACGUAUGUCAUCUGGUGCCUUGGAAACUGGAAGACUGAAGUCGAUCAGACAAUCCCCGACGCCGGAGAUCGAGCACCGGUCUGGCACAAGCGCGAUUCGUGACAUGCCGUUUCUGUGCGUCGACCCUCCGGCAUCGUCGUGAGAGGCAUCUCCGACACGGUGAAUACGCAGGGAUGACUGAUGCGAGCGGUUCGCUGUUCUAGUCGUGGGUGAGACGGGGCUUAUUGCAGUGAUAUUGCAUACGUACGUCCGGUGUUCGUGGAAGGCAAGGGGAGCACAAACGUACAGUAUAUAAAGUGCAUGAUGGGUAGCUGACAGUAGACACUCCGCUCGACCCACUCGUGACUGCACAACUUGUAGUCCGUACCCAACGGCUCGUUAAAAACAUGCCAUCCUACGCAAUCACUGGAGCGUCGCGCGGCAUAGGCCAUCCACAGAGCGCACAGCCCGACAACGUCGUCUUCGGUUUGGUGCGCAACAAGAGCACGGCUACGGAGCUGCUUGGACUCGCGCAGAGCGCGUCGAACAUCCAUGUCCUCCAGGCGGACAUCACAGACUCGAGCGCACUCAAGUUUCAAGUGAACGUCCUCGGCGUCAUCCGGACCAUCAACGUAUUCCUUCCGCUCAUCCGCAAGGGUGGCUUGAAGAAGGUCCUCACCCUGAGCUCCGGGAUGGGCGAUCUUGACUUCGCCCGUAAUGUCGAUGUCACCAACUCCGGGCCCUACUCCGUCUCGAAGGCUGCGUUGAACAUGGUCGUCGUCAAGUACGCCGUGCGGUUCAAGGACGAGGGCAUCGUCUUCCUGACGAUCAGCCCCGGGAUAGUCGACACGUUCCAAGGCCCGCCGCCUCCGCCGGCUGUGCUAGAAGAAUUGGCGGUGCUGAGGGCACAGGUGAAGAAGUUCUACCCCGAGUGGGACGGCAAGUCGCUGGAGUCGGAGGAGUCUGUGAGGAUGCAGCUGCAGGUCCUGGAGAAGGCUACGAUCGAGGACAGCGGUGCGUUUGUGUCGCAGCACGGCAACAAGCAGUGGGUCUGAGGUCGGGGAAGUUCUGUACGGGAAAGACGAUGCAGCAGCAGCCAUUUGCGUGUAACUCUAUAUAAGCCAUAUUGUGUGUAUUCAUAUUGAGGCGUAUGGGCUGUGGAUAUCUGUCGUUAUGCCAGUUAGGGAGGUGACUUCCAUUCGAGGACAUGGAGGCGGCGUAUGAUGACGAGGU
Molecule: messenger RNA, 1249 nt
Organism: Fomitopsis serialis
Lineage: Eukaryota; Fungi; Basidiomycota; Agaricomycetes; Polyporales; Fomitopsidaceae
Exons: 4
Coding region: 424-1071 (215 amino acids)
Molecular function (GO): oxidoreductase activity, acting on the CH-OH group of donors, NAD or NADP as acceptor
Source: RefSeq, a predicted model, not a curated record